AUGGCGUCUUCUGAUAAAGAUGAAAAUCAAAAAUUAUACGAUAUUCUUUUAAAAUAUGGAUUAACACGGUUUGAUCCCUCGUUUGAACAGAACCAAAUCGUCUCGAUAAAACGAUUUGAAGUUUGCUGUAAAGUAGAUUUGCCACCGAGAAGAGAUUAUAACAAAGAAUCUAUGAAUGUUGAUACUUCUGAUCUCAUGGACGUGCUGAAGAUCAUCACUAGGUCUGGAUACUCGUUCUUUACUCGGUCGAAACCCUUUGAUUUCUUCAAGGAAGACUACUCGUUCAAGUUCUCCCAAACUUCGGUGACAUAUGAUGAUUCCAUCAGAGUCACUGUACAGUUUGCUACUACGAAGUCGGGAAACGUGACUAUGAAGGGAUUCAUGAAAUCCAUGACUAAAACUCUGAAUGGAAUUCUGAUCAGAGAUGUACUUGAAGCAGAGUGUAUCUUCUCGACUCGUCCAUUCACAAGAAUUAAUCUAACAGAUAAUUCCUCUCGUGAUCUGAUUGAGAGCAGCUUGACUGCUGCUACUUCGUCUGCUUCUGUUCAAGUAAUUGGUCAAGUUUCAGAAGGAAUCCAUGAUAAUAUUGAGAUCAUUUCGAAUCCAAAACGAGUAGAAAAGACAAGAGGCACUGUGAUCAUGAAUACUGAGACACCGAGUGAAGAUUCUGAUAUAAUUAUUAUCCCAAUUUCGACUCCGACUGCUAAUUCCAAGUCUGUAACUUCUGAAUCUUGUGUAACCACCGUCGUUCGUAACAAUAACAAUAUUCCAGCAGAAAAUCAGACUCGCAAGGAAGUAAAUCGGAUCAGUCAAGGCAAAAAACAGAACAUGACCACUGGACGAUCCCGUGGUACUGGAAAUGAGUCUUCGACGACUACUGUUUGUGAUGAGGGCACCGUAGCAGAUGGAAGAGCGGAAAGAGGAGACAGCCAGAUAUCGAAUGAAACAAGGGAAAAAACUGUCGUUUCCAGAAAAAGAAUGCGAGUGAUGAAUUGCGGGGAUGGAUUUACAGAACCCUUUGGAACGAAUGAAUUCUCUGUUGUGAAUGUGAUCGACAAACACGCGUGUAGUGAGCCGAGUCGGGUUUUUGCUAGAAUUUUGCGAAGUUCUGGGGUAAAAGGACGUUUCGAGCUUCACGAUGUCAGAAAACUUCCCUUCAAACAGGUCAAAAUUAUGUAUGGUUUCAAGGUAUUUGAAGAGGAUGACAUCAAAAUGUUGAAUGAGAAGAUUGGUGAAGGUUUCGAUUGGAGGAACUCUUUUUCGGAAGAAGUUAUGGGUGGUGCUCAUUGGUUCUUUUGGAGAAAAAUAUCAGUCGAGGAAGUGGUGAAUGCAUUCGCGAUGAAUCUUUUACACGGAAUCGAUAACUCUAUUCGCAUGCCAUAUUCGAUUUGUGACGUCGUUGAAGAGGAUAUACGGAAACUGUUGAGACAAAAACCAGAUGCUGGAAAAAUCUUGGUGAAGAAACUCAAAGAAAAGAUGUUUCAUUCGACAGCAAAACAUUUUGAGAAGAUGUUGUGA
Messenger RNA from Caenorhabditis remanei, 1518 nucleotides. RefSeq lists its product as uncharacterized. The transcript is spliced from 11 exons. Lineage: Eukaryota; Metazoa; Nematoda; Chromadorea; Rhabditida; Rhabditidae. Bases 1 to 1518 code for a protein of 505 amino acids. The record is from RefSeq and is a predicted model, not a curated record.